This is a messenger RNA of Closterium sp. Naga37s-1, 1272 nucleotides long. Lineage: Eukaryota; Viridiplantae; Streptophyta; Zygnematophyceae; Desmidiales; Closteriaceae. The record is from the annotation of a GenBank genome assembly.
AUGGGGAGUGUUCGACAAGUUCCAGCUGUUCUCCUUGCUGGUUGCCCAUUGCAUGCGUUCAGUGCUUGCCUCACAGCCACUACAUCACAUGUUGUGCACCGUUGUCACUAUUCACCCUCCCUCCCAGGCAUCAGUACGCGGGGAGUGUUUGACAAGGACCAGCUGGUCUCAUUGCUCGUUGCCCAUCGCCUCUCAGCUCCACCCUCCACUGCUUCUCCACGAUCCACCACCAGCAGCAGAACCCCAGAGGCCUCCCCACCCUCCUCCUCCUCUCCUACCCCCUCCUCCGCCUCCGCUUCCGCCCCCUCGUCCGCCUCCCAAGGCGUCAUCCUGCGCAUGCCCAUGCGUCGCCUCGCCACCACCGCCAGAGAGCCACGUGAAUACGUCAUCCUGCCUUUAGAAGUUGCCGGGAAGGGCCCCUUUGAUUUCCUCCUAGACACCGGCAGCAGCACCACCCUCGUCUCCCCGGAUUUCGCUUAUGGCACUAUCGGGUUGUCUACUAACGAGGGCAGGAUGACCCAGGGGCUGGGAGGCAUGGGGCCGGAGGGGAAGCAGGGGCGGGAGCUGCUGCUGCCGGACGUGAGGCUCGGGGAGUUUAGGUUCGGGCCGAUGCAAGCUGUGGUGCUGGACCUGCAGUAUACGGGCCUGCCUAGAUCGGUGGCGGGGAUCGUGGGGCUGUCGUUCCUGUCUGCCUUUGACAUGGACUUUGACUUCCCCAGCAGCACUCUCACCAUCAUGCACUCAGGGGCCGCUCUGGCAGCAGCAGGCAAGUGGACAGCAGGAGGCACCAUCCCCCCUCCGCGCUCUGCUGCUGCCGCCUCCCAGGGAUUGGAUUUCGAGGGGCUGGCAAUGCUCGCCCCAGCCACUGUUCCAUUCAACCUGCCCGCUGUCCAGAUCUCGGUGAAUGGCAAACACCUGGAGACAGCGAUUCUUGACAUGGGGUCUGGACUCAGCCUUAUCACCACCACAGUGGCUUCCCGUGCCGGUGUCACCCCUUCCAGCAUUGGUGUGGCAUCAAUGGUGGAUGUGGGAGGUGGAACAACACAAAUGGGAGGAGCAGUCGCCGAUCUGUUCCUUAUAACGAAGCAAGGAGGGCCAGCAGGGACGUCAGGCGGCCGUAUCCCCUUUACAAGCCACCCCAUGAUAGUGGGGGACCUGCCAGCCCUGGCAGUGAUGGGAGCAGGCGCAGUGGUGGGGAUGGAUGUGCUCAAGAGGACUCGCUGUGUGGUUUGCUUCAAGGAUAACAGGGUUCUGCUACAGAAGAAGUUUUAA